Molecule: messenger RNA, 720 nt
Organism: Colletotrichum gloeosporioides
Lineage: Eukaryota; Fungi; Ascomycota; Sordariomycetes; Glomerellales; Glomerellaceae
Exons: 2
Coding region: 1-720 (239 amino acids)
Source: RefSeq, a predicted model, not a curated record
AUGAAAGUUUCCGUUUGGACGAAGCGGCUUAUGCUGCUGUUUGCGACAGAUCCAUUAUUUGCGACCGCCAACCCGACUCCGACCCGAACCCAGUCUGCAGUCCCAACCGCCGCCUACCGAGCUGGCGAAGCAUUGCUGUUCAGGCGCCAGGAUUGCCCUGCUGGAACAAGUCUCUGCUCCAGUUCCUUGGGCGAGGAUUUCGACGGCGUCUGUUGCGCGACGGGGCAGCUCUGCGCAUAUGAUGACAGCAAUAACGCAGCCUGCUGUCCGUCUGGAGCUGUCUGUACCGGCGCCGCCCCGACAACGGCACCGGCCGCUCCCACCGCCGUUUCAUAUGUGCCCAAUUCUUACUUCCCGUUCCCGUUCGUCGCCACUUCCCUUGACCGGGGCGAGUGCUCCGACGCCGUUCAGCAGUGCUCACGAAACUACGAAAGCUGCGUCACUCAACUGGACGGUGAUGCAGGCUUCGGCGUCACUGUUGUCAUCCCCGGCGGAGGCGGCACCACCGUCGCCGCCACCCGGGUGGACGUCGGAACCUCCGCCACGCCGAUUUGCGCCAGUCUUAGUUCUCGCGCCUGCCACGGCAUAGCAUACGACCAAUGCUCACAGACGACAACAGUGGACGGGGUCGUGAUAAAUGCGGCUGCCCGGCCGACACCAGCUUCCGUGGCUGGAAUGGUUGCUGGUAUCGGAAUCGCCGUCUUUGGCUUCAUGCGAUGA